AUGGCGCGCGGCCGCCCUUCGCGCGCUGCUGCUCGUCGUAUCAGCACGCCUGUUCGCAGCGCAACACCACAACAAGAUAGCGAUGAGGAGAUGCAAGAUGUCGCAGAGUCACAUGCAGACACACCGAAAGAGGAGGAAGAGGAAGAUGCUGCAUCAGCAGUCCAAGGCAGUGACGAGGAAGCUGCACCCUCUGAGCGCUCCCCAUCUCCCGUAGUUAUACAACAGUUCCCUCGCAAGAAGCGCCUCGGUCGCCCCCCCAAGAACCGACCGCCGGACUGGAAUGUCAUCGAGGGUGAGAACUCGGAAGGUGGCACACCCAUCAGACGUAAACGUGGUAGACCCUCAGGCGUCGGCCGAGGCCGUCCACCAAAGGGUGGCCCAUCUCAUGUCACGCGUGUGCCAAUCGACAAGGAGGGCAAUAUGAUGGACGUUGUCAAUGACGAAGUCGAUCUACCCGAAGAUGAAGAGGGCGAGCAAAAGGUCGACAAAAUGGGCAACCUCUUGGGCGGGCGCGACUACCGUGUGCGCAUAUUCACAAUCAAGGGCCGGGGCGACCGGCAAUACAUGCUGUCAACAGAACCUGCACGUUGUUGUGGGUUCAGAGACAGUUAUCUCUUCUUUACCAAGCACAUGAAGCUCUACAAGAUCAUCAUCGACGACUCUGAGAAGCGAGAUUUGAUUGACCGGGAGAUUAUCCCACAUUCAUACAAGGGUCGCGCCAUUGGUGUUGUUACUGCACGCUCUGUCUUCCGUGAGUUUGGUGCUCGCAUUGUGAUCGGUGGCAAGAGAAUCAUCGAUGACUACUACGUCACUGCAGCGAGAGAGCGUGGAGAUGUAGAGGGCGAACUGGCGGAUCCAAACGACAGAUUGCCACCCCCUGGAGAGCCAUACAAUAAAAACCAAUAUGUCGCUUGGCAUGGCGCAAGCAGCGUUUACCACACAGGUGUUCCGAGCGUACCUAUGGCAAAUGGCAAGCCUGUACCCGGCAAGCGAAAGGUCAACAUUACGUCGGCCAACUGGCAAUUCGAACACGGUUCCGCCGCGAGUCGUUUCAACUCCAGUCUAUCAAGGCAACGUAGGGCAAAUUUGGAGGGAGUCUAUGAUCCGCAUACCAAUCUGAUGCACUACUCCAAAGUCACACAACCGACCCACGCACGAUGGGAGGAGGUAGCGCCGGAUGAGAGCGACGUGCCUCCGCUAGUUCGCCAAAAAUUUCUCGUAAUAGACUCGAUAUUCCAACAACCUCCCUUCACAAGCUUAGGCAUACCGGGUCCAGACGGCGACUUCAUCGACGUCGGAACGAAUGGCCUGCCAGAAAUCGACGAUGAGGUCAAGCAAAACAUGAAGUCCGAAGAAAUAGAAGCAUUUGAACAUCUCAAACGCGAGGAGCAGGAAUGGCGCAACCAGUGGGGAGGUGAGAGCACCGAUGGUGCUCGUCUGAAACCUAAGAUCGGAUACAUUGGUGUUCCGGUCUAG
Messenger RNA from Plenodomus lingam JN3, 1476 nucleotides. RefSeq lists its product as uncharacterized. Gene Ontology annotation, molecular function: chromatin DNA binding. Lineage: Eukaryota; Fungi; Ascomycota; Dothideomycetes; Pleosporales; Leptosphaeriaceae. Gene Ontology annotation, cellular component: RSC-type complex; nucleus. The record is from RefSeq and is a predicted model, not a curated record.